Molecule: messenger RNA, 2358 nt
Organism: Scheffersomyces coipomensis
Lineage: Eukaryota; Fungi; Ascomycota; Pichiomycetes; Serinales; Debaryomycetaceae
Exons: 1
Coding region: 1-2358 (785 amino acids)
Source: RefSeq, a predicted model, not a curated record
AUGUCUGGCAUUCAAGCUUUGAUCUCAAAGUUCGAGACAAAUCAACUGGGGUUCGAAUCAGCCACCAUUGCUCCUGUUCCAAAAAGGGUUUCAAGACUCUUUAUAUCUCCAAAUCCUAACAUUAGCAAUUAUAUUCAGAAAUCAAAUGUGGAAGAAUAUCCAAUUAAGAAAUCAACUGCAGCUAUACUUAAAGAUCCACAAUCUAAAAAUUUGGAUCAAGCCCUUGGAAGAAGUAAGAAAGUGGCUUCUGCUGAAAAAUUCUCUACUUUUGAUUUAAGAAAUAACGAACCAGGUAUUUCCAGCAAGAGAACUUCAAAGAGUUCAAUUUCUUCUAGUGCCAUUGACAAAGAAACUCUCACUGGAUUCAGAAUUCUUCUGCCACUACCAACUAGGUCCAAGAUUUUUGAAUCGAAUUCAGCUGAAGCUUUCAAGACAUCCAAACCAGAUAACAGAUUAGAGUCAGAAAAGAAGUCCAGUAUAGAUCCAGUCGAUUCCACAGAUAACGUUAAAACUGACACUUCCAAUAUCUCUGCUCCCAGAACUGAAAGUCCUAGUAAAGAACUGAGCAAAUCAUUGAAAAGUGGAAGUAAUCAACCAGUUAGACACAAUGUUACUCUUCCACUUGAUAGUAUUGAUUCGCCUUCUCUCUCACAAUCACAAUCACCAGUCAGUUCCAUUAAAGAACUUGAUAGGUUAUCCAAAGAAAUUGAUUCAUAUAUGAAGAGUCCUGAAAUGAGUAGUGCUGAAUUAGCUAUAAUUAAGUCACAGCCGGUGAAAAUGGUUACGAGGUCACCUAUUAGAUCUACAAAAGAAUCAGAUAGAGAUAGUCCUGAAAUGGUCAAUUAUGAGGAUUUACCUGAUAGAAGUAGCAAAAGAAAUCGAAUUUUUGAAAUUCCUAAAAAGCUGGAGAAGAGGAAAAGUUCAAGUACUACAGUUGGAUCUUCGUCGUUAGAAACAAAUCCAACCACACUUAACAAUAUUAUUACCACUAACUUGAUUUCUACUCCAAAUGCAUCACCGCACGAGAGAGACAACGAUCUCUUUGAAAAUAGCUCUCGCAGAUUCAGUACUCCUAUGACACCACCAAUUGAAAUCGGUACCGCUAAAAGAACAGUUAUUAACAGACCUAUUCCAGAACUUUCAGAAGGAUCUAAUAACAAUGAACCAGAAUUAGAAGCUACACAAUUGUUAUUAUCACCUAUAGUAUUUCCUAACGAAACUAGUACUCCUAAGAAAGUGGGUGCGAAAACGGUUGCUGAAUUUGAGAAUUAUGAUAAAGAAGAAGUACCAUCUCCUAAUCCUAAUAUGAAAUAUAUUACCAAGAUUGAACAAACUUUAGAUAAUUUACAAGAUGAAUCAGAUUUACAAAAACUGAAGGAGGAUCAAAAUCCAACUUCGAAAUUUAAUAAAAAGUUUGGCAGUUUAAAGAAAUUAUUUGUGAAGAAAAGUUCAAUUACACCACCUAGGAUGAUUGUUGACAGUACUCCAUCAUCUAUCAAAUCUCCUGUCCAAAGACAAGCUCUUGAGUCUCCACUUAGUACAGCAGCUGAUGAAGAUGUUUUUCAUGAUGCUAGUGAUUCUGGGUUUGAUAAUUCUAAACUUUUGAUUCCCAAUUUGAAUUAUCAAAUCUCAGAUAGUCCUUCAAGUUAUAUCCCUACUAGACCAGCACCAUCUCCAACAAGAAGUAAAACAAAAGUAACUAAUAGAGUUGGAACUAUUAAAAGAGUGGAACAAGUAGUUGUCACUAAACGAACUUCAAAAAAUCCACCUCCAAAUAAAGAACUACCACCUUUACCUGUGACACCAAUUGGAAGCAAGCCCACUACUUUGGAACCAAAAAUGAUUGCGAAAAAUCCGACUUCAUCUCAGCAAAGACAACCACUAGCACAACCACCACAACAAAGUUCUGGUUCCAUGAAGAGAAUGAAGAGAGAUAGUUUAUUUCAAAGAGAAGAAACUAUUCAAGCUAUUGAAGAAAGUUACAACAAGAAUAGAAAUAGCGAAGUUUCAUCAGAUGAAGGUUACUUCCGUACCCCACAUACAUAUAGAAUCUUCCUAAGCAAAGUUGAUAAUAAGAUCACUGCUACAAGUUUAAACACCAAGAGGAAUAGUAUUGAUGUUGCUACUCAAACUGGAGAAGAAGUUACACAAUCAGAAACCCCCAUUGGUCCAAAGCGUCAAUCCUUAAAUAGAAAAAGCCAAGUCCAAACCAAGACCACCGUUUCAGGAAGGUCACAAACGCCUAUUGAGCCAAGAGUUGAGAAUCAAUAUUGGAAACAAUUUAUGAAUCAAGAUAAUUUCAUUAAUUAUUUUGAAAAAUUUGUCGAUGAAUCCUUCACUUACAUCAAGCCUAAAUAA